GUAAGCGGCGCAGUACGGCGAGGUGUACGUGCGACCGGAGCUGAUGGCGGCGGGGCUGGCGGAGGGUCUCACCGAGGAGGCGGGGAAGGCUCCAGGCAGAGCGAGGAGGCCCCGGCGGUACCGACACACCGAACCAGAAGCCCACAGCGAGGACGGAUGGAGCGGUGGGAUCUCCUCUGGGCUGUCAUCUUGUCUCCUCCAGCAGUCGUGUCCCCCUGUAUGGCGCUUGAAGAAUUUUGCCUGUUAGCGUAACUUGUGACCUCUGUGUUGUCAAAACGCGAACAAGCUGACAACUCAAGACAAUUCUCCUCACAGUUAGCACUAGCAAUAAGAUAGCUGAGUGCUGGGGUCGUAGGGUCAGAAUUGACUUGUAGUAAUAAUCAUGGAACGACAAGGAUCAGCCAGCAAGUUCAGUGGCUAGCAGGUGGUUAGCACAAGCAGCUAACGGUGGCGCGGGACUAGGGAAGUGGGCGGAGCAGGGGUGCGAUGGAGUACCACUCUGGUGGCAGCCUGCCCCUGCUGGGGAGACCGCGCUACUGCCCUGGCACCAACGCUAACGGCGGCUACCUGUGCGAGACGGGACACUGCUGCGGUGAGACAGGCUGCUGCACGUACUACUACGAGCUGUGGUGGUUCUGGCUCCUGUGGACGGCCCUCAUCAUGUUCAGCUGCUGUUGCGCGUACCGUCACCGGCGAGCCAAAGUGCAAGCGCAGCAGCAGCAGCGGCGCCAGCGAGAGAUCAGCCUGCUGGCCUACCGGGGUACCGCCUCCUACCCGUCCUCCAUGUUGGACCUCAGUUUCCUGGCAUCGCUCAAGCUGCCGUCGUACGAGGAGGUGGCGGCGCAGCCCUCCACGCCGCCGCCCCCCUACAACUCCGUUUUUACGGCGCCGCGCUACCCGCAACCCCCCCGCACUGCCGACCCCCACCUGCUCAUGCAGCACGACCCGCUGCUGCACCGCCCGCUCAGCGACGGCCCCUCCUCUCUCAGCUCAGACAACAGCUCCAGCUGCUCCUGUGACUCCUGCUGCCCCUCCUCUCUGUGUAGCUCCUCCCCCUCUGCGCCCCUGACCUAUGAAACGGACACAAGUCACGCCUCCACGCCCAGCGAGGUGGCAGCCCUCCCCUUCGAUGUCGCCAUAGAAACCCCCCCACAGGCUCCUCUCUCCCCUGCCCCCGACACCACACCUGCCCUCGCCGACACGGCCACCGCCUCAAAAACCAGCUCGCCGCUGCCCACCAGUCCUCCCGCUAACCCCGUCCCAACUCCACUCGUGGACCCGGAUUCCGCCCCCGAGAAGUCGGGGUCGGCUGGGUCCAGCGGGUGCACGGCCCCCUCUGCCCUGGCCCCUCCCUCCACCUCUUUCCUCCUGGACGCACCACUACCGACCCGGCCCGCUCAGGCCCCACCCAAGCAGACGCUCUUCUCGCCGUGCGUGGAUGUCUUUCCAGCAGAGCCGGAGGAGGAGGCGAACGAAGACGACGUAGACGCCGACGAGAGCCAGUACCGUCACCGAAGACUGACCGGCGACUCGGGCAUCGAGGUGUGCCGCUGCCGUGUCCAGGGCCAGGAGGCGCAGGAGGAGGAUGCCGAGCCAGAGAGCGGCAGUGAGGGAAAGAACUCUGAUCUCCACGACAGCGUGGACUGUCCCUCCAAGUGCGCCGCCACACCUUGCCACCCCCGCGAGGAGGCGGGCGAUGUCGUGAUCGUCGUGGAGACAGCGUGAUGGACAGAUGCGGUCGUCAUUGCAGAUGAUUGACAGGCCUGCCUUGAGCUCCCAAUAGACGGAACGCUCCAGCCAUCCAUUUUCAUUUCAAAUGUAGACACUUCCCUUUUGAGGAGUAGACACUUCCUCUUUGACAUGGACAUCACCUGAUUGACACGGCAACUUCCUGAUUGGACAGAGGGGCGUCGUGUUUGACACAGAUGCGUUCUGAUUGGACCUGUGUUUUUCCAUUUGGCCUUUUACUUACAUAUCCUAAUUAGAAGUGGCUCCACGUCAUUGGACAAUUCAUGUUUGGAUGUGGAGAUGUUCUAUGUGACAUGGAUGCGUCCUAAUUGGACAUGGGUUUUUGCCGUGUUGGACAAGUCCACUUCCAACUGGACUUGGACACUUCCAGAAGGGACAUGGACAUUUUGAAGGUUGACACAUCCUGUUUGACGUGUACACUGAGGAAUCUGAACUUGCACUACCUGAUAGGACACGGAUACUUCCUGUUGAAUGUCAACGCAUACUCCUGACGUAUGCUCAUGGACACUUUCUGUUUGGACGUGGAGAACUCCGGAUUGUACCUCUACACUUCCUGAUUGGAAAUGUCCACUUCCUGAUAGGUCAUAUACAACUUCUGAUUGGUCAUGCACACUUCCUCAACGGACUUUGACACUUCCUGAUUUGACAUGAACUCUUACUUAUUGGAAAUGGACACUUCAUGUUGUACCGUUGACUUGACAGACAGGUGAGUGGAAGAUGAGGCUCCACUCCAUCCCUCCUUUGUGUGCUAGAUGUGGUGCUUUUCUUCUUUAGCUGAGGGACUGCAGCUGCAGAGCACCCUCUGUGGUGGAUUACUGUUACUACAGCUAGCCAAGUUUGUAGCUCUUCUUCUUCUUCUUGCUCCUUUUGUCGCUUUUGACUGUAGUCACAACACCCAAGUUGAAUGUAAGUACGUCAACACAGUGCUUGCCAGAUGCUAACUACCUAGGAGCUCAGCGCUAAUCACCAGUAGCGCCCAGUUUGUCACCUUAAAAAAAA
Hippocampus comes (tiger tail seahorse) is the source of this 2748-nucleotide messenger RNA. Its product is annotated as WW domain-binding protein 1. The transcript has 5 exons. Bases 487 to 1725 code for a protein of 412 amino acids. Lineage: Eukaryota; Metazoa; Chordata; Actinopteri; Syngnathiformes; Syngnathidae. The record is from RefSeq and is a predicted model, not a curated record.